GCGAGCUCAGGCGCGCGGCAGAGCAGACCGCUGAUGAAGCGCGAGGCAACGGCGGGAAAGUUCUGCAGCUCGAUCAACGGAUAACUCUGGACGAGUGCUUCAUUCAGCAUGUUUUGCCAUUUGUACACCUUCGUUUGAGAUCUGGAAGAGUGCUUUAAGCUUACAACCAUGAUCUGGACUAUUUUGUUGCCGUAUUGUGUGACUUUUGUGUUGGGAAAUAAGACCGACGAACGAAUACCAUUCUUUCACGGGCAUGUGUUUGAAAACUCUCCGGCCGGCUCCAAAGUGAACGGGUUGAGUAUCCCGGUGAAGCGCAUCGACCCGCAGAGAUGGUGCGCAAAGUCUGGCAUGCACCUGAAACUCCAGGGCGACAGGAGUGAAGAUUUUCACGUCUUCGCCCACCAUAAACGAGGACAUAUAUUACUAAAAACCUCUAAACUGCUCGAUAGAGAGGAGCGCUCAGAUUAUUUCCUCAGUCUGGCGCUGUGCUGUCAAAGCUGCGCCUUAACCGAGCGCGUUGUGGCCGAAGUUGCGUCUAUUAAAGUGGACGUGCUCGACACUAACGACCACGAGCCCGCUUUUCGCCACUCAGAUGUAAAAAUAACUUUAGACGACGCCACGGCCCUGAGAACCGUCGUGUACACGGUGAAAGCAGAGGACAUGGACAGCGGCAAAAACGCCGAGCUUAUAUAUUACGCGCUGCCGAAAAACGGCAGCUUUUAUGUUGUUCCCAAGACCGGCGAUAUUCUCCUCGUGGACUCCAUACUCGGUCUCGCGCACCCUAUAAAGUUUAGCGUGUAUGCGCGAGACCACGGGUGGCCCGUUCGAACCAGUCACAAUAUGGAUAUAGAGAUAAGUCCGCGCCAAUGGCCAGCCGUUUCUCAGCUCGAUAACGGACUCUCGAGAAAGUCUCGUUCCGUGAUAGAACCAGACAAGCCCAUCAUUGUCACAGUUUCCGAAGACGCAAGCAUCGGUUCGGUUAUAAUGAACCUGCACCCGGUGAGAUUUCAGUCUGCCAGCUUUGAGCUGAUACACCCUGACCCGGAUAACUCUCCGGUUACCGUGAGUCGGGACGGCGGAGAUUUGGUUAUAUCGAGGCGGCUGGACCGAGAGACGCAGCCGUUAGUGGAGAUAACUGUAAAAGUGCAAGAUAAGCGAGGUGCAGAGUGGUAUACAGUGAGAGUGGAGCUGACAGUGAUGGAUGUAAAUGACAAUGCUCCAGAAUGGACAAUGGUACCGUUCCCCUACCUGAGUGUGGUAUCUCCUAGUGCCCCACCCAACUCAUUAGUCUAUAAGCUUCAAGCCAGAGAUGGUGAUGAGGGCAUCAAUGGAGAGGUGGAGUACUUCCUAUCUGAUGGAGGUGAUGGAAGGUUUGAGGUGGACAGGAAGAACGGCUAUGUGCGGACCACAGGUUUACCCCUGCAGAGAGAUAGAGAAUACUUGCUUACCGUGGUGGCUGCUGACCGUCAGGGCAGCCGCAGCCCACCUGCCCUUGUGUCUAUUGUUGCAGGUCCAAGAGCUCCACAGUUCACCAAUGUCUCAUAUACAAUCUCUAUUCCAGAGAACACUCCAGAAGGACAGCCUUUCAUCGUCACUCCAGCAGUGUCCUUCCAGAAACAGCCAAUAACAUACAGCCUGCUCAUCAAUCCCAGCAGUCUUUUCAGCAUCCAUCAGGAGUCUGGGGAGAUCAGUCUGACGCGCAGUGUAGACUACGAGAGCGAUCAGCACCGUUAUCUGCUGCUGGUGAGGGCCAGUGAGAACCAGGACAGUCUCAGCAGUGCUGCUGAGGUUCGAGUAAUCAUCACAGACGAGAAUGACUGUGUCCCAGAAUUCCUGCAGUCCAUUUACAGCAAGGAUGGUGUCCCUGAGACGGUCACUACGGCAACAUCACUUCUGCAAGUUUCAGCCAGUGAUUGUGAUUCGGAACAGAAUGCUGAGAUCACGUACUACACCCUAAAUCCAGAUUUCAUUAUUUCGGCACAUGGCACCAUAUUCCCAGCAGGCCCUUUGGAUUACGAGAGGCUUAACCUGUAUGAGUUUGUGGUAAUGGCAGUGGAUAAGGGCGAGGUGCCCCGCACCGGUACAGCUACUGUGCGCCUUCGUAUGGCCAACGUCAACGAUGAACCUCCAGAGUUCUCGCAGCCUGUAUAUCAGACCUUUGUCUCUGAGGAUGCAGGGCCCAACACUCUGGUCGCAACAGUUCUGGCCAAGGAUCCAGAUGGUGAUGGGAUCACAUACAAAAUUACCUCAGGCAACGAGGAGGGCAACUUUGUCAUCGACAGUCAGAAAGGAUUGAUCCGUCUCCGCUCCAGUCCUCCACCUAAACUUCAAGGAAUGAAAUAUACUCUGAACAUAACAGCAACAGAUGACAAUGCCUCCGGUGGUCCCCAGUCCCUCUCUGCCACUGCCCAGGUCAUUGUUGGAGUCGAUGAUGUGAACAACAACAAGCCUGUGUUUGAAAAGUGUCUCGAGUAUAAGGACAGAGCCUCGGUUUUAGAAAAUAAGCCAGCUGGGACAUUUGUGCUACAGGUUCAUGCCGUAGAUGCUGAUGAAGGAGCCAAUGGAAAAGUAACAUAUGGGUUCAUGCAUAAAGACAGCACUGUUCCUGCAUUCAGCAUCGAUCCAGAAACGGGUGCUAUUGCAACUGCAAUCAAGUUUGAUCGUGAAAGGCAGAGAGAGUACGCGGUAACAGUGACGGCCACCGAUCAAGCGGCAGACCCGCUCAUAGGCAUCUGCCAACUCAACAUCCAAAUCAUGGAUGAGAAUGACAACAGCCCCAAAUUUGAGAACUUGCGCUAUGAGUAUUUCCUGCGAGAGGACACAAUGAUCGGUACCAGUUUUCUGCGAGUGGCUGCACACGAUGAUGAUUACAGCACUAAUGCAGCCAUCACUUACUCCAUGUCUGGAGAACAGCCAGAGUACCUGCGAGUAAAUCCUCUCACAGGCUGGGUCUACGUAAACCAACCCAUCUCUCAGAGGACCUACAUCAGCAGACAGAUCAUAGCUACAGAUGGAGGAAACCGCAGCAGUUCAGUUGAGCUGGCAGUCACCAUUACUAACGUGAAGAACCAGCCGCCGCAGUGGGAGAAGGACAGCUACGAGGUUGUCAUACCUGAAAACACUGUCAGAGACACUCCAGUUGUGACUAUCAAGGCCACUUCUCCACUGGGUGACCCAAGAGUGACUUAUAACUUGGAGGAUGGAUUGGUUCCAGAGAGCAACAUGCCUGUUCGUUUCUAUCUAACCCCAAAUCGUGAAGAUGGCUCCGCCUCUAUCCUAGUUGCAGAGCCCCUGGAUUAUGAGACCACCCGCCACUUCAUGCUAAGGGUUCGAGCUCAGAACGUGGCUCCUGUACCACUAGCAGCAUUCACCACUGUUCACAUAAACAUUACAGAUGUCAAUGACAACGUUCCAUUCUUCACCUCCUCUAUAUAUGAGGCAUCUGUGUCUGAAGGAGCAGAGAUUGGGACUCUUGUUCUUCAGGUGUCAGCCAAUGAUCUUGACCUGGGACUGAAUGGAAAGAUCUCAUACUCCCUACUGAAUGACCGCAGUGGAGAUUAUCAGUAUUUCCGCAUUGAUCCUGAGCUUGGCAUCAUCCACACAGAGGCUGUGUUUGACCGCGAGACCAAGGGAUCAUACCUGUUGGAGGUGAAGUCAGUGGAUAGCUGGGAGUCGUCCAGGCCGGGAAAGCAUGGGCAGCCCAACUCAGAUACGGCAUACGUGCGCAUUUUCAUCAGUGACGUCAACGAUAACAAGCCGGUGUUUUCGCAGUCCGUGUAUGAAGUCGACGUGGACGAGGACGCCGACAAGGGCUCCACCAUCCUCACCGUUAGCGCUAAUGACGGAGAUGAUGGUGCCAAUGCCAAGUUACGCUACCAGAUUACAUCAGGUAACGUGGGAGGUGUUUUUGACAUGGAGCCUGAGGUGGGAACCAUUUUCAUCGCCCAGAAGCUGGAUUAUGAACAGAACAAGCUUUAUAAACUGCACGUCUUGGCCUCUGAUGGGAAAUGGGAAGAUUAUGCCACUGUAAUAGUCAGCGUUGUGAAUAAGAACGAUGAAGCACCCGUUUUCUCUGUGAACGAGUACUAUGGCAGUGUCACUGAAGAGCUGGAUGGUUCUCCUGUGUUUGUGCUACAGGUUACAGCCUCCGACCCAGACAAGGAUGCUGACCAGGAGGCUUUGAGGUACUCUUUGCAUGGUCAAGGUGCUGAGAGUGAAUUUAUCAUUGAUGAGGUCACUGGGAAGAUUUAUGCCCAGAGAACAUUGGACCGUGAGGCACGGGCUGUGUGGCGUUUUGUAGUACUAGCCACUGAUGAGGGCGGCGAGGGCCUAACAGGAUUCACUGAUGUCAUAAUCAAUGUUUGGGACAUAAACGACAACGCUCCCAUUUUUGCUUGUGCACCUGACAGCUGCCAUGGCGAUGUAGCAGAGAAUUCCCUGCCUGGCAGUCCCAUAAUGGAGAUGACCGCCACUGAUUUAGAUGAUGCAGCUGUUGGACAAAAUGCAGUUCUGGCGUACAGAAUUGUGGGCAAUGCCGCGCUGAAUGGCGGCAACAGUGGAGCAGAUGUGUUUAGCAUCAACCCUGCUACUGGAACAGUUUUAGUGGCAAUGUCUGGCCUAGACAGAGAGCAGACUGACACGUAUGUCUUGGUGGUGGAAGCAAGAGAUGGUGGAGGUAUGACGGGAACGGCGACGACAACUAUACACGUAACGGACGUUAAUGACCACGUGCCACGUUUUUUGGACCGCUCGUGCUCGGUUCGUAUACCUGAGAGCAGUGAGCCCAAUACAGCAGUCAUUGAGCUGGCUGCCGAGGAUGCAGAUGCUGGGGAGAAUGGUCAGCUGACCUUCAGCGUUGUGGCUGGUGAUCCCGAACAGAAGUUUUACAUGGUAAGCCAUCGACAGGAGCAGCGUGGGACUCUUCGUCUCAAAAAGCGCCUGGAUUAUGAAAGGCCCGGUGAGCAGCGAUUUAACCUCACCAUUAAAGUGGAGGAUAUGGAGUAUUCCAGUCUGCUUCACUGCACCCUGGAGGUAGAAGACUGCAAUGACCAUGCUCCUGUCUUCAUUCCACACUUUCUACAGCUACCUUCUAUACGAGAAGAUGUUGCUCCAGGAACUACUUUGGCAAGUCUGGUCGCCAGUGAUUUGGACUCGGGGUUGAACCGGGAAAUCACUUAUAGCAUCGCUCCAGAGUCGGAUCCAUUCCAUCUGUUUUCUGUGGACCAAUCGGGGUUAGUCACUGUGGCCAGUGACUUGGAUCGGGAAAUGGUUGCACAGCACCAUUUGGUGAUAUUAGCAACAGACCACGGCACGCCACCUAUGACCGGCACAGCAACUAUCCAGAUGGCUCUGCUAGACGUAAAUGACAAUGGCCCAGAGUUCGAGGCAGUCUAUGCACCAGUAGUCUGGGAGAACGUUCUGGGACCACAGGUCCUGCGACUUAACCAGAGCUCCACUUUACUCCGAGCUGUGGACCGAGAUUCGCAAGAGAAUGGCUCACCCUUUUCUUUCUCUGUUCCUCUGGAGUAUCGAUACAGCAACGACUUCCACCUGCAGGAUAACGGUAAUGACACUGCCACCAUCACGGCCUUGAGAGCCUUUGACAGAGAGAGACAAAAGGAGUUCCUAUUGCCCGUCAUCAUGACUGACAGCGGCAUUCCAUCGAAGACCGUCACGAACACCCUCACUAUUACCAUUGGUGAUGAGAAUGACCACGCCCACACAGCUGGACUGAAGAAAGUGUUCAUAAACUGUCACAGAGGUAAAUUUAAAGGCAGAAUGCCCACCAAUGUGCUGGGAAAAGUCUACUCACCAGAUCCAGAUGACUGGGAUAACAAGACAUAUGCCUUCGAGGGACAUGUUCCUAAUAAUUUUGUCCUGAACAAGCGGACAGGGUUCCUCAUUAUAAAGGAAAACACACCACCCGGGAGUUAUGACUUUCAGGUGCUAGUCUCAGAUGGGAUAUGGCCAGACGUGGUCUCCAGCGUCAAGGUGAACGUGAGGGAGCUACGGGACGAUGCCAUCUACAACUCCGCCUCUCUGCGAAUAGCAGACAUUUCCGCCACCGAGUUCAUGGAACGUCGUGGCAAUCUGAAGAGCAGGUACGAGCUGCUGGGCGACUUCCUGGCAGACAUGCUGUCUGUUGGAGCAGACGACGUCAACAUUUUCAGUCUGGCAGAGGUGCGGGAUAGGACUCUGGAUGUACGGUUCUCCAUUCACAACGUCCCGUUUCUCAGGGCUGAGAAAGUACACGGAUACCUCGCUGCUCAUAAACAGAAACUACAAUCAUUUCUUCAGGUCAACGUGACCCAGGUUCAUGUAGAUGAGUGUGUGGAUGCUGACUGCCGGGGAGGAGGGGGCUGUACCAGCCAUCUGAGUGUGACUGACAAGCCAGCUGUGGUCGACUCGGGCAGCAUGGCACUGGUGUCCGUGACCGUGGAAGCUACAGCUGUCUGCAGCUGUUCGGCACGCGAACACUUUCACCAGGGCUGCUCCGUCUAUCCCAGAAACCCCUGCCACAACGGGGGAGUCUGUGUGGACACACAGAGUGGAUACAGAUGCCAGUGCCCAGCUCAGUUUGAAGGACCCGAGUGCCAGCAGACAAAACACAGUUUCCAUGGCAACGGCUAUGCUUGGUUUCCCCCUAUAAGGCCUUGCUUCGAAAGCCACCUCUCACUGGAGUUCAUCACAGAGGUGGCAGAUGGCUUGCUGCUCUAUAGUGGACCCGUCUCCCAGCUUCAGCCGUGGGAGCCAGAAGACUUCAUGGCUAUAGAACUGAUCGACGGCACCCCCACCCUGAAAAUCAACCACGGCUCGGGUACAUUGGUCCUGCAGUUGCCGGGCAACGUGAACGUAGCGGACAGACGGUGGCACAGACUGGACGUGAGAAGCAACAGCAAAGAGGUGCGUUUCACACUUGACCGUUGUGCAGGAGCCACAGUUAUGGAGAUGGAGGGUGUAGGCAGCUGGCUAACCACUGAAGACCACACUUCCUGUGAAGUCACUGGGGUCACACCAAAUAUGGACAAGCAUUUGAACAUGACUCAGGUGCUUCAGCUAGGAGGAGUGAAUGAGAAUCUGCCAUAUAUCUACCCACAGCUCCAACACAAGCACUUUACCGGCUGCAUCCGAAACCUUAUCGUGGACAGCAAGUUUUAUGACCUAGGUUCUCCAGCAGACUCCGUUGGCAGUACUCCGGGAUGUUUUAUGACAGACAGUAGCUGUGUGAAUAUGGGCUUUCCCUCCUGCGGGACCAGGGGCCGUUGCCAUGGCGAGUGGGGUUCCUUCAGCUGUCAGUGUAUACCGGGGUACACCGGGCAUCAAUGUGAAAAGGAGGUUCCAGAGUAUUCCUUUGAUGGAAGGAGUCAUGUACACUUUCAGCUGGCCUUCACGCUGCCAGGCAGGCACACGCAGGUUCAGGUUCUGGUUCGAACCCGCAAACACAGCAGCUCUGUUCUCAGCCUGCUGUCCAAAGAACAAAAUGAAUAUGUCAAAUUGGAGAUCUACCAGGGUCUGUUAACCGUCUUCUACAACCUUGGCGAUGGGGACUUCAACCUGACGAUGCCCUCGUAUCGUGUAGACAAUGGAGAAUGGCAUGAUGUUCAUUUAGAUCGCCAUGACAAUGAGUUGACCCUGCGGCUGGACGGUGGGGGUGGAAGACGAGAGGUCACGGGCUCACCGGGUCGCAGUCGAGAGAUUGUUAUCGAUCCAGCUGUGGUGAUGCUGGGCAACUCAUUCCCCUCAGGACACAACAAGAGCUUUCAAGGCUGUAUUCGAGACCUGAGACUCAGCGGGCGAUAUAUUCCUCUGGAGGGUCAGACUAGAGAAGGCGUGUCAGUGGUCAGUUCUCAGGGUGUGUCUUUGGGCUGUUCCUCUGAUUCCUGCAGGAAAAACCAAUGCAGCCCCCCAUUCACAUGUGUGGACCUGUGGAGAAUUCAUGAGUGCAGGUGUCCACCUGGUCACAUGGUCAAGGCAAAUUCCACAGGAAAGUUCUGCGUGUACACACUCUGUGCCAGUCGUCCGUGCCACAGGGGUACUUGUGUGGCACAGUCCCCCUCCAAAUUCACGUGCCACUGUCCAGAGGGCUACCGCGGCCGGCAUUGUGAGGUCACGCUGGCCAUCUACCAUGAUGACGUGGGACUCAGUUUCAGCUCACUCUUUGCCAUAUGCAUCUGCUUUAUGGCCCUACUAGUGCUGCUGUUGGGGAUUUUCCUGUACACACGCUGGCGUAGCUAUAAGGGGCUGAAGGAGGGGGUGUAUCACGUGUCCGCUCACCAUGACGGCUGGGAGGACAUCCGAGAGAACGUUCUCAACUAUGACGAGGAGGGCGGCGGAGAGGAAGACCAGAACGCCUAUGAUAUGGCAGAGCUCCAAAAGUCUCUGCAGCCCAGUCCAGCUCAGUCGGUGCAGUACAGCCGAUCCCGAGCCAUCCACCACCACCCGCCUUCUCAGCAGCAACAGCAACACUUUUGCCAGCCUGACCCUCCCUCUAGACCGGGCACUGGGACCACCGCAUCCUCCUCCAUGUCCUCCAGCACCACCACCACCACCGUCCGCCGGGACGUGCCUCCUUCCCGGUCACCGGCUCAAGGCCAGACCGCAAACACCAGCCGAGCGGCUCAGCUGGCCCGCAAGAGCCUGUCCUUCUCCAGCCAGGACCUGGCCCGCUACCUGUGUGAAAUCAUCCGCGACGCCGACCAGCACCCAGAGACGGCGCCCUUUGACUCUCUGCAGGUCUUCUCUACCGAAGGGGGCGGCUCGCUGGCCGGGUCGCUGAGUUCCUUCAGCUCCGCUGGGCUGGAAGAGGGAACGGCGGGUCACGAGAGUCUGAAAGAGUGGGGGCCGCGCUUUGAGAAGCUGAAAGCCCUGUAUGAACGGGCGGAGGGCAGCGACCUCUGAGAAAGCACUGGGACGAGUUCAUGCAGUCAGAGGGGAGGAGGGAGACCACGACAAACUUUUCUAGAAAACCAGAGGGAUUUUUCUCAUUCUGAAAACGCCUGCUUUUGGCUCGCUCUGGUUGCGUUACUUUAUAUUGGAUGCUCUUCCUGUGUCCAGAACCAGAUGACAUCUGGGACUCUCCAUGAGCAACAAAUGGGAAGUGUCAAUCCAAGAAACGAGUUGUGGUCAUGGCAAUUUCUAAGCCCAGUACGGGCGUCUUUAUUACAGUGACUUGCGGCUGACAAUGAUUUCAGUGAAACCAUUCGUUGUCUUUGUAACUGACAGUGGCGAAGCGCCUCGGACGUGCUUUGGUAUGAACUUUCCUGAUAUCCCGUUCUAUAUGUCUGUAUGGUCUAUGUGUUCUUAAAUAAAAGAAAGAGGGGAAGAAAAAUAAACCAACGUGACUGGGAGGGUUUUCAUUGACCAGUUUCUGAAAUCAGUUUGCUGCUUGUUCUUUCAGAGUGGCCACUUGUGUUCAUCAAUCAUAACUUCGGAUACCGUCAGGGUUUUUUCCGUUUGCCCAACCCUCUGCAUAAAUCCUAUUCUCUUGGAAAAUGGAUGAAAGAAGCUGUCUAUGGGGAAAAAGACCAAUAAAAACCGAAGAUGUGUGGGGAAACACUCAAGAAAAUGAAACAGAAAGCAGCCUUAUUGUUUGGCAUUUUAAGAGACAUUCCUCGGGAAUACAAAUUGCGUCCUGUCUUUCCAGCCUAAAAGGAGUGAAGGAACAGCUGGAAUACAAAUGCGUCUACGACAGAGGAGGCUGGGGACAAGGUUGAGUGCCUAGCAUGAGGAAGAAAGUUUCAUACGGUUGAAAACUACGAAAAACUCUUGUGCUUUACUGAGCGGUAGCAUUGCAUACACAACCCUCAAGGUCCUCAAGAUUAAGUGACAUCUAAUAAGACAAAUAAAAGAUUAUGGGCGAUGGACUCAAACAUGAUAUUGAGCUCUGUUGAAGUGAGCUUAUCGUGAGUGGGAGUUUGCUUCCUUUUGAAAAUAUCCUGUUAUUAACCAAACCAGCUUACCCGACCGUAUCAUUAUUUCUUCUCCCACUAUAAAUAACCCAGAAGCGUCCUCAUACACAUCGCAUUAUUCACCGGCGCGGUGUACCUCAUGCGUUUAGCUCAUAAGAGACGUGCAGCUAAGGUAGCGUGUGCCGUCGGUGGCGGACCCUAACGUGUAACACGUAAUGGGCUUCUGAAGACGUGUGGUGAGCCGCAUGGGGUGAAGGGAAGGCAAGAAAAGCUUCUAUGUGCCGCUUUACCACUCUACAAAUGGUAUAACUAAAAGUCAUGUAGCCGCCCCCCACGAGGCCUCAAAUGCCAACCUUGUAUUUCAUGCAUUUUGAGGCAAUGUUCUUUGCCUUCCUUUUAUCAUUUCUUUUUUAUUAAAUUUUUUUUUAAAGGAAGAAUGUGCAGUAUGUGGAGCAUGACAGGCUGGCUGGGGAGAGUGGAGAGUAGGAGUGUGUUAAAAGACAUCAGAGUG
Misgurnus anguillicaudatus (oriental weatherfish) is the source of this 10419-nucleotide messenger RNA. The record is from RefSeq and is a predicted model, not a curated record. Lineage: Eukaryota; Metazoa; Chordata; Actinopteri; Cypriniformes; Cobitidae.